This is a messenger RNA of Fusarium mangiferae, 1749 nucleotides long. RefSeq lists its product as uncharacterized. Bases 1 to 1749 code for a protein of 582 amino acids. The record is from RefSeq and is a predicted model, not a curated record. The transcript is spliced from 5 exons. Gene Ontology annotation, biological process: protein phosphorylation. Gene Ontology annotation, molecular function: protein kinase activity; ATP binding. NCBI's taxonomy places the organism in Eukaryota, Fungi, Ascomycota, Sordariomycetes, Hypocreales, Nectriaceae.
AUGGCCGAUCUAGCUCUCGCUACUUACAACGGAGCCACUGAUAUUUUUGACAGGCUGGAGCGGAUUAUUGGCCGAGCGAGGGAACUAGACAAUCAAUGCAAAGAAAUUGGCGACAUCGUUUGUCUGUUGAGGGAUAUACUGCAAAAGAGGUCAACGUCCAGAAUUGACAGCAAGGUAUUCCCAAAGCUCUGUGAUAUACUCGAUAGUGCCGAAAACUGCGUUAUCAACAGCCAGAAGUCCCAGACAAACAAAGCUUUAGAAGUCUUCUGGCGCGACAGUUUACCCAGAGUUGAAAAAAGCCUUUUGGUCUGGACUACUUAUUUGACGGCUGAGAACACACUUGACUCGAAAGAAGAUGUUCUCAAGUUGCUGGACGAAAGUCGGCUGCAACUUGAUCGAACGGACCAGUAUCAUGCUGAGAUUCUGGAUAAGCUCAGCAUCCUUGAGGACAUCAAGAAGAAUCAAGAAGGUAUAGGUGCGACCGAUGAUGCAGCUGUGGACUUCGAAUUUGGCGACGCGCGUCUCCAGAUCACCACUGAAACACCAGAAGAGAUCGCUGGGACACUCCGACUCUCAGACUCUCAUUCAGUGUCCAUCGUUUGUACUAAAGUCAAGGAGAGCCUGAUGCGCAUUGGAGAAAAGGGCCCAAGGCAUGUAGCCAUUUACAGCAAGCUAUCAGCACGUUGUCUGGUGCAUCCAUUCUACGGUAUCGCCAGGUAUAAUGGAAUGCGUUGGCUGGUGUUCCAAAACCUUCGAGGCUCUCCAUCUCUAGCUAGUGCUCUCUCAGAUGAGGGGUGUCUACAGGAGGUCAUGGAUAGAGUUAAGGUAGCCGCUGACGUUGCAGCAACGAUGACUUACUUGCACUCAGUUGAGAUCCUUCUCAAAAGCCUGACAGAUCAAACGGUUCUGUUGGUAACUGAGAACUCGCAGUUGGUACCGUACUUAACGGAGAUCGAUCGAGCCAGAAUGAUGAAUGAGAUAACUGGCGGAGAAAAGUACGAUGCUCGAUAUGAAGCUCCAGAAAAGCAACAAAUUCGGCAGCAUACGAUACAAACAGACAUCUGGAGUCUUGGAAUCCUAAUAUGGCAAUGUAUCUCCCGGAAGCCGCCUUUCAGCAUGAACGAAAAGGUUCUCCAAGGCGAUCAAGUCACCCAGAUUAGGAAAUCAAUUGAGGACGGCAAUUUUGAGUGGGAUUCUGAUCACACCGACUCAGUCUAUGCUGAGGUUGCACGUCUUGUACGAAGAUGCUGCAACAAGAAUCCUAGAAAGCGGCCAUCAGCAAUGGCUGUUAAGGAUAAGCUCAUCGAAAUCAUGCAGACACCUCUGAUCCCACAACAGCUUCAAAACAUGCCAAGUGAGGAGAUAGAUGAGCAGGUUAUGCAACUACUCGAUGAUGUGAUCAAGGGGAACAAGCUACCUACUGAAUGCCAGCUAUCCACCCUCCAAAUUGAAAAUCUCAAGAAACGUGCGGGUAAAUUCGAUGGUAAAGCUGCUUAUCUUUUUGGAAGCGCGAUCUGGGAAGGCAUAGCAGAUCCAGGAAGCGAUUUUCAGCAUAAGUUAAUUCUGCGUACUCCUGAUCAUGACCUAGAUGAACUUCGAUGCCGUGUCGCGAUCGAGUUUCUCGAGCUCGCUAUCCAAAAGGACGAGAAACUUGCGUUUAAGCCCCUUCGUGAAGCAUAUAAAAAGCUGGGAGAAAUAUGCAAGAGUCAAAUUAAGUUGCUAAAGACUACAAAGCUCGGACGUAUUUGA